AACCGUAACCAAAAAAAAAAAAAAAAGAAUAAUAAAGGCGGCAGCCUUUGCCGUUUUUUCCUCAUCAUCGCGCGGUGAACGACACCCCUCAAACUUGUGAAGAUGCGGUCUAGCCUGUUAUUCCUGUGUUGCUUCCUUUUCGUCUCUGCUCUUGGGGACCCGAUAAGGACCAAGAAAGAAGCACCUCUAAGCCCACCUCCAAGCCAAUAUGGCCCACCUGCGACUUCUUAUGGAGUUCCAAACGUAGGAAGCUCUUACAACGCACCAUCUGAUUCCUACGGUGCUCCACCACCACCAUCUUCCUCCUAUGGUGUACCUUCCUCUUCUUACGGUGCUCCAUCAGGACCAUCUUCUUCUUAUCACGCACCAUCAGGAUCAUCUUCUUCUUACAACGCACCAUCAUCCAGUUAUGGUGCUCCAUCAGGUCCAUCUUCUUCUUACGGUGCACCAUCGUCCAGUUAUGGUGCUCCAUCAGGUCCAUCCUCUUCUUACGGUGCACCAUCGUCCAGUUAUGGCGCUCCAGCAGGCCCAUCUUCUUCCUAUGGUGCUCAAUCCGAUCACGGUGCUGAUCACGGUUCUUUUGGAGGCGAUCAAGGAUAUAGCAGCGGUGGAUCCUUUGGUGAUGAUCAUGGAAAUGGAGGUGGUCAUGGAUCUUUUGGAGGUGACCAUGGAUCCUUUGGAGGUGGUCAUGGAUCCUUCGGAGGCGGUCAUGGAUCCUUUGGAGGCGACUUAGGUUCCUUUGGAGGAGACCACCAUGGAGGAGGAGGAGGCGGAGGAGGAGGAGGAGACCACCAUGGAGGAGGAGGAGGAGGAGGAGGAGGAGACCACCAUGGCGGUGGUGGUAGUGGAGGAUUAUCAACUUCCUAUGGUACUCCAGCACAAUCUUAUGGCCCCCCCGCACAAUCUUAUGGACCACCAGCGCAAUCCUAUGGACCACCAGCGCAAUCCUAUGGACCACCAGCUCAACCUCAAGGAAAAUGGGAGAAGAAAUUAACGUGGAAAGCAGAAUGGAAGCAGAUCUGGAAAACAGAACAGAAAUUAAUCUGGAAACAAGAAUGGAAAAAGGUUCAAGUACCUGUUUGGAAGGAAGUUCAGGUUCCAGCGUGGAAAGAAGUUAAGGUACCAGUUUGGAAGAAAGUCCAGAAGCCUAUUUGGAAGGAGAUCCAAGUGCCAGCGUGGAAAGAGGUCCAAGUACCAGCCUGGAAAAAAGUUUGGAAGCCAGUUUGGAAAGAAGUACAGGUACCUAUAUGGAAAGAGGUUCAGGUACCUGACUGGAAGAAGGUCUGGGUUCCUGAGUGGAUUAAAAUAGGUAUUCCUGGUGAACAAUAUGUUGGUAAGGAUCAUCAUGGUUGGCAGUAUACCAGUCAUGAUCUUUGGAAGAAGAAACUGAUUUGGAAACCUGUAUGGAAGAAGAUCUGGAGGACGGAGAAGAAGCAAGUUUGGGUUAGUGAGAAGAAAUUAGAGUGGAAAGCUGAAUGGAAACAGAUCUGGAAGACUGAAAAGAAACAGGUCUGGGUUAGCGACAAGAAAUUGGUUUGGAAAGAGGAAUCGGUUCAGGUCUGGGUACCUGAGAAGAAGCAAAUUUGGGUAACACAGAAGAAGCAGGUAUGGAAGGACGAGUGGAAGAGCAAAUGGGUGCCAGUGUGGAAAGACAUACAGGUACCAGCGUGGAAAAAGAUAUGGAAGCCCGUUUGGGAGAAAGUUUGGGUACAGGCUGAACCUCAUCACGUCGAACACCAUGGAUACAAGUAAAACUCAUGUCAUGAGAUUCUUCGUUCGAUCUUUACUCAUCUGGACGAUAAAAUCAUUCAUCGUUGUUCAAAUUUUUUGCUAGUGUAGUCGUAGCCUGGGGGCGGGGGUCAAAGGUUCGCGAAUCGCGAAAGUCGCCAUCGUUGCGUUCUUUUUUUGUUCUCUUUCGCCUUUCGGAGAAAAAACGAGGACUCCGCUGUUGUUUGCGAUUACGGUAACGGAGUCCAGAUUGUCUUAUUUUAUGUCUGUAGGAAGCCAUGUAAACCAUGUAAAAUCACGUGAAAGUAUCGUGGAAAAGAGGAGACUUUAUUCUUGGUAGCGAAAGAAUGUCACGUUGAGGAGUAAUUUUAUAAUAGAAAAUUUGGAAGUUAUCGAUGUCAAAUGAUUUUAGAAUAGAAGAAAAAUAAUAUCUUUCUCUUUUUAGAGAAAUAUCAAGAAAUUAUUUUGUUGCGAGAUUAUUACUCGUAUUCUACCUUUUUUCUAGGUGAAAUAUUUAGUUAAUUACUUUUUUAUUUUGAAUAUUUGUUUCGGGAGAUUAUUAUCGCGAGAUCUUAUCAUUUGUAUUCUGUUUGUUGUUUUGAUUGAGAUUUUCUGUUUAAUUAUGUUUUUGAUUAAAUCUUAAAAUGAACGAUAAUAUUCAUGUACAACAGAACCUACUAUCGAUUAGCAAAACUGCAAAUUCUUUAAAAUAAAUUCUGCCACGCAUUUUGAAAGAACCGGUAGUUAGAAUAGGAAAUUCUAUACGAUUCCGUGUUACAUAGUAGAGUAAGAAUCGUCAUUCGUGUUUGAACAAGCCAUGUAUGACAAAUUGAAUAUAAUUAUUUUCUUUGUUUACUUGUAAAUAAUGAUUCCUCAUGGAAGUAUAUGUAGAUAUAGAUAUUUUUGUACAAUGUUUGCGUAUGUUACCGUAAUAAAGUACAUUUUUUUU
Molecule: messenger RNA, 2677 nt
Organism: Bombus pascuorum
Lineage: Eukaryota; Metazoa; Arthropoda; Insecta; Hymenoptera; Apidae
Product: one cut domain family member 3-like
Exons: 3
Coding region: 103-1752 (549 amino acids)
Source: RefSeq, a predicted model, not a curated record